AUGCGCUGCAUCGCCGCCACGACCAAACUCAUCCUCUUCGCCGCCGCCACUAACGCUCUCGCUCCCGUCGCAUCCAUGGCCAAGUCCAAGACCCACAAGAAGCGCUCGACCCACAAGAACAAGGCGCCGCCCAGGCUCGCCCUGGCGCGCACGAUCAAGAAGCCGGAGCGCCUCGCCGACUUCGUCGACCUGGACGACGCGGCAUUUGAGGAGCGUGUCGAGGCGUUCAUGCGCGACACGACCACCUUCCACCACCACCUAGAUCAGGCCCCGUUCACCAAAUUUCCGCCGGUGCGCGACUUCGAGGAAGGCCAGGAGUAUGUCAUCUUAAGGUCCGUUAAGGACGAGGACACUGGCAUGACAACCUACAACGUCGUCGUCUACCGCAAAUCCUACGCGGGCAUGAGCGAGCUCGAGCAGCGGCACGCCCUGCUCGACGUCUUCGAGCAGUCCUGAAGCCGCGCAGAACGGUCUUUGACGAGGUCGCAAUAGUAAACUCACGCAGGUCCAAGCUCUUCGAAAAGCUCGAGGACAACCACAACUAUGCCAAGUCGUGGUUCGAGCGGUUCGUCAAGGGCCAGACACCCAAGAUCAAGGGCGUGGCGUGGCACCGCGCGAACAUCGCCGCGUUGCAGGCCUCGGCGUCCGCGGAAAGCGAGAAGGAGAUGGAGGAGAAGCUCGCCGAGGCCCUCAAGGGCUCGGGCAUCAAGUUCACGGACAACGAGGACGCGCCCAUGGACGCGGACGACGUCGCUGACGCGCUGAUCAACCCGGAGGGCGAGGGCCUGCCGCUCUUUGUCGGCAACGAGACGCUCGCGCCGUUCGUCGAGCUCGCGCGCGGCCGUGUCUUUUCCCCUUCGAGUCGUCGUUCCGAUGGCCUAGAGAGGUGCGGGAGGGAGGGUCGUCCGCGUUUCUUUUCGGUGAGAGUCGAGAGUAGGGUUGACAUUGAAGUUGACCUUGAACUUGAACCCCCCGCAGAUCCGGGAAGACUUCAAGAGCCUCAGCCACCGCGGCUACUACGGCAACUUGUUCAAGACCAUCAAGCGCAAGUUCAAGAAGAGGGGCCUCUUCCUGGACAUGCUCGUGGCCGCCUACGGCACGCGCAUCUCCAAGAAGACGCUCAAGGAAUUGCUCGAUAAGAAGUGGUUUCAGCUCGACCACGUCGUGGCGGCGACGAUGGACGAGCCCAACAACUUCUUCGAAACUUGCAGCGUCCCCGAUCCCGAGGGUGCCUUCAAUUGUCCGGGAGCCUCGCCCUCUCCCCUCCACGCCAUCGACGCGACGUUGCCCCAGGAUUCAUUCCGACUCACCGGUCGUGUCCCCCGCAGCUCAUGAUCAAGUGCCUCAACAACAAGUUCAACCGCAACACCGAGCAGGCGUUCAAGAAGAAGCA
Molecule: messenger RNA, 1393 nt
Organism: Pelagomonas calceolata
Lineage: Eukaryota; Pelagophyceae; Pelagomonadales; Pelagomonadaceae
Source: the annotation of a GenBank genome assembly